Molecule: messenger RNA, 1587 nt
Organism: Aspergillus versicolor CBS 583.65
Lineage: Eukaryota; Fungi; Ascomycota; Eurotiomycetes; Eurotiales; Aspergillaceae
Product: putative translation elongation factor eEF-1 subunit gamma
Exons: 4
Coding region: 43-1269 (408 amino acids)
Biological process (GO): translational elongation
Cellular component (GO): cytoplasm; nucleus
Molecular function (GO): translation elongation factor activity
Source: RefSeq, a predicted model, not a curated record
UUCAUCUCCAUCAUCCCCCUUCCACCUCCCAUCACACUCAAAAUGGCUUUCGGCAAGCUCUACGGUCGUCGUGACAACACUCGCACCAUCUCCAUCCUCGUUGCUGCUAAGCACAACGACCUGGAGCUUGAGCUCGUCGAGACCCAGGCCAACCCCGCUGCCGACUUCAACAAGUCUGAUGCCUACACCAAGCUUCAGCCUCUAGGCAAGAUCCCCGCUUUCGAGGGUGCCAAUGGCUUCACUCUCUCUGAGGUUAUCGCCAUUGCCGUCUACGUGACCUCUCAAAACGAGAAGACCACUCUUCUCGGCAAGACCAAGCAGGACUAUGCUUCCAUCCUCCGGUGGUUGUCCUUCGCCAACUCUGAGCUCCUUAUUAGCUUCGGCUCCUGGUUCCGCCCUCUCCUUGGCCUCGACGGCUACAACAAGAAGAGUGUCGACGAGGCUGCCAAGGCUGCCCUGAAGAAGCUCAGCGUUCUCAACACCCACCUCACUGCUAACACCUACCUCGUCGGCGAGCGCAUCACCCUCGCUGAUCUCUUCACUGCUUCUCUUCUCACCCGCGCUUUCGCCACUGUCAUUGACAAGAAGGUCCGCUCUGACAACCCCGCUGUUGCCCGGUGGUACCAGACCAUUGUCGCUCAACCCGCCUUCAAGGCUGUUGUUGAAAACCCCGUCCUCGUCGAUGAGGCCAUCAAGUACACUCCCCCCAAGAAGGAGGAGAAGCCCAAGGCUGCUGCCGCCGCUGCCCCUGCUGAGGAGGCACAGCCCGCUGAGAAGAAGCCCAAGCACCCUCUUGAGGCCCUCGGCAAGCCCACUUUCAUCAUUGACGACUGGAAGCGCACAUACUCCAACGAGGACGUCCGUACCAGUGCUAUGCCCUGGUUCUGGCAAAACUACAAGGCCGAUGAGUUCUCUCUCUGGAAGGUCAGCUACAAGUACAACGAUGAGCUCAAGCUCACCUUCAUGGCUAACAACCUGAUCGGUGGUUUCCACGCUCGUCUUGAGGCUUCCCGCAAGUACCUCUUCGGUUGCCAGGGUGUCUACGGCGCCAACUACGCUUGUGUCAACGAGGGUGUCUUCCUUGUCCGUGGCCAGGAAGCCACCCCUGCUUUCGAUGUUGCUCCUGACUGGGAGAGCUACAACUUCGAGAAGCUCGACCCCAACAGCGAGGCUGACCGCAAGUACAUCGAGGACAUCUGGGCCUGGGACGCCCCUGUUGUCGUUGACGGCAAGGAGCUUGCCAACGUCGACGGCCACGUCUUCAAAUAAACGACUUAUUAGAUGCCAUAGUAACUGACUCAUGAUGAUGAUAUCCAAACAAAACACUAUGACACUUUCCUUUGUUCAAUAACAUGCAUAAAUUCCUCUUCUAAAAGUAUCUGUUUGUGAUAUCCUAUGGGAUGGAACAUACCCAUAUCCAUCCCACUUUUGUCAACCCGAUCACGUCAUGUCUACGCCCCCACCACGAUGCAAUGGUUUUACGUCUAGUCACUGAGAAUGAAAAAAAAAAAAAACUCUUCACGAACAAUUUUCUGUUCAAUUUUUUACCUUGAUAAGCAUGUCUAAACACUAGAGAGGUAUAGUGCC